AUGGGCUGCUCUUUGGGUGGAAAGAAGGUUCAUCCAAACGACAAGGAAUAUUCCGACGUUGUGCCAGCUGAUGUGUCGCCUCGUCGAAACAGUGAAAAUGAGAGUGAGCCAGGUGCGCCAUCUGGCCAAGGUCUAAGAAAAGACAAGAAGUUGCCAAGAGUAAUUCGCGGUGGGAAGGACCCUGCCGCGCCAAAAUCAGUUAAGGGCACUGUCAGCGCUGAAAACCGGCGCUUUAUCCUGAAGGUGCUGCAAAAGCAUUUCGUCUUUGGGAAUUUAGAUGAUGAUGAGCAGGAGAUGGUGGUCGACCACUUCGAGAUGCAGAAAGCUGGCCCAGAUGAGCUAAUCUUUGCUCAACAUGAGGUUGGGGAUUGCUGGUACAUCAUCCAGAGUGGUAGCUUUGAAGUCUGUGUGGAUGACAAAGCUGUCAGACAACUGCGCUCCAAGCAUAGCUUUGGUGAAUUAGCUAUGCUCUACAGCGUGCCAAGAACAGCCACGGUCACCUGUAAAGAGAAAGGGGUGCUUUGGAAGAUGCACGCAGAUCAAUUCAGAGUUUGCAUGGAACAGUUGAGCUCCAAGCACAUGAAGCGGGCGCUGGACUUCUUUGAGUCCGACUCAACCUUUAAAUACAUGUCCAAGGAGGAGAAGAGCAUCCUAUCGACCUCAUGCUCUGUCCAGAACUUCGCUGCGGGUGAAGUGAUCCUGAGAGAAGGGGAAGUUGGCGAGUGGAUGUUUAUUGUCAUCGAGGGGACUGUGAAAAUUGUCGAUCAGUUCGGGAACUCUGAGAUCAAGAAGCCCGGUGCAUUGCUAGGCAGCUCGGGGGUGAUGUACUCUAGCCUAAACUGCAGUGGUGCCAGUGCGGUUGACAAAGUGACUUGCUUGGCUUUGGGCAGGAAAUCUUUGGAAAGCUUGCUGGGGCCAGGAGGCAGUGUGUUACGGAGAAGUGCCAUCAAGGCUUUAUUGAUGGACAACGUCGAAAAUGUUGACUACUUCAAACAGCUCACUGAGAAGGAGUUACAUGAGGUCGUAGAUCGGUUCGAAGAGGCUUCCUUCGCUGCUGGUUCCCCGAUCGUAUCUGCUGGAGCUCCUGCCCAACUCCUCGUGGUUGUCGUUGGGCAGGUGGCCGUGAUGGGUGCAGAUGCAGCAGCAGCGAGCACGCCUGAAGAGCUAGCCGCCAAGGCUGUGUCAGUUCUGAAGCCUGGCCAGCUGCAUGGGGCGCAGUCACUACUGAACAACACACCCAUGGAGUACAGGCUGGUGGCGAUGGAAAACACACAGCUCCACCGUGUAUCCCAUACCAUGGUGUCACAAGUGCUUCAAGGGGACCUUGGUGAGAUUGUCAAGAUGAACGAGAUCAAGCGCGUUCUCGGUGACAUUUUCCUAUUUAAAAACCUGCAGAAUGAUCAGAUGGAGCGCGUGAUUCGGAGCUUCGAAAAAUGUGAGUAUGCUUCUGGAGAAGUGGUGGUAAAGCAGGGGGCGCAGGCCAACCACUUUUACCUCAUCCAAAGCGGUGCAAUUGGUGUUUCUAGAGAUGGGCAGCGACUUCGAGUGUUGCUGAAAUGGGACUAUUUCGGCGAGCGAGGCUUGCUGCUGCAGGAGAACCGCUCUGCCACCUGUGAAGCUGACGAACCCUCCACUCUCCUUCGCCUCGAAAAGGCUGUCUUCGCAGAUAUCGUCGGCACUUUCAGAAAGGAAUUGGAGCAUCGCAUGAUGCUGCAAGACCUCAAGAUUGAAAUGUCAGAUCUCUAUGUGAAGGCGGUUGUUGGUCGAGGAUCUUUUGGAUUGGUGAAGCUGGUGUUCCACAAGCGUGACAAGCAAAAGUACUAUGCCCUCAAGUGUAUUGGAAAGAAGCAGGUUGUGCAGCAGAAGCAAGAAAAGUCAAUGCUCCUGGAGCGUGAGAUUAAUGCGCAAUGUUAUCAUCCGUGCAUCAUGCACUUCAUCACAACUUUCCAGGACAGCAAGAACGUCUAUUUCUUGACGGAGUUUUUGGGAGGAGGUGACUUGUUCACAGCCAUCCGCGAAAUCGGCAAUCUUAGCAAGCGACAGUCGCAGUUUUUCGGGGGUUGCAUCACUUUGGCGUUAGAGUACUUGCAUGCUCGGUCGAUCAUGUACCGGGACCUGAAGCCGGAGAACGUGGUGCUGGAUUUCCGGGGAAAUGCGAAGCUUGUUGACUUUGGAUGCUGCAAAAAGUCUUUGCAGUCCAACACACUAGUUGGGACGCCGGAGUACUUUGCGCCUGAGAGCAUCAUUGGAAAAGGUUACACGUGUGCUGUGGAUUGGUGGGCGUUGGGAGUCAUGAUGCACGAGUUCAUCGUGGGGCCACUCCCCUUUGGCAGGGAUUCUGAUGAUCAGUUGCAGCUGCUCAAGGAGAUCAUGGAGGCACCGCUGGCAUUUCCAAGCUAUAUCACGGACAAGACCGCAAUUAGUUUGAUCUCGCAGCUCUUGGAGCGAACCCCUGAGCUGCGCUUGUGUGCUUCCUCUCAUGGAGCCAAGGACCUUCAAGAGCAUCCGUACUUUUCAGGCUUCAAUUGGAACAGCCUUGCUGGUCAGUCCCUCCAAGCACCUUGGUUACCAGACCGGCGGAAGAUUCAGGAGGGAUGGGAAAUUCCUCCAGAUGCUGGAAAGCCGGUUUGCCCUGAACAGGGGGACCCUGACAGUCUUCUGGAAGAUCCUGCCAUGGAAUGGGCCAAGGCCUUCUGA
Molecule: messenger RNA, 2697 nt
Organism: Durusdinium trenchii
Lineage: Eukaryota; Dinophyceae; Suessiales; Symbiodiniaceae
Source: the annotation of a GenBank genome assembly